AUGGCCAGACCACAACCUACACAUUGGCUAAAGGAUUUGUCAAAGCCACAUCAAUGGCGCCAGUUACUACGUGCCACAUUGCGAGAAUGUACCUACCUUCCUGACCCCAUCGCCCGCAACUACAUGCGAGAUCAUGUCAUCUCCCGAUAUCGUGCUGGUUCCUCUCGCUCAAAGGCUGGUCCUCAAGCGGCUCACACAGCAAGAAAUGCUUUUUCGAUUUUACGAAGAGCCAAUGAGGGCUAUUCACGUCCUCUCGAGAAAGUCCUGUCAUUAUCAUACGGUCGCACCGGGAGGAGGCGCCAUGAGCUACUGGGAGAAAUGUUAAAGCCUCAAAUCCCAAAUAACACUGCCGCACUUCAAGAACUUAUCUCCCAACCAGUCAAGUUCCAUGAUGGCUGGGAGCCCCCAGCGAUCGUCAAGAGUCUUGCAGCCUCUCAUAUGCAGAACGCAGUGGUCACAGCGACACGCCGCAGGCCUUUGAUCAAACACCUGGCACCACCCAUUCCCAAGGAAAACAGCUGGGGGAAACCCUUAGCUGAGUGUCGGAAGAUGAAUGUCCGCAGAAAAUGGUACAAUGCUACAUUGAGCAGUAUUCUUCCACCGUUACCAGAGAAAGAUUUACAAAUGCUUGAUGGCUUAAUCUCGGGAACUGUGCAGUGGGCACCUGUCAAGCGGAGAAAGGUAAUAUCUGAGACCAAAAUAAAAUCCGAGAGCGAACUGUUUCAGUUGCUUGCCAAAGGUCCUGAGAAAGGAAACACCUUUGCGGAAUAUGCCAAUGGCCGACCACAUAUUAUCACAUCCAGGUUCAUGCGGCGUCACUGGCGGCGUCUUUCUUCCCUGGUGCCUCGUCAAUACUGGAACCCUAUAACCGAAAGAUGGCGCUUUGUGUGGGAUACACCAAAGGAAGUUCCACGGCUGUCAGCUGAUCUGGACGGUAGUGUUGAUUCAGCGGCCUUCUUCCAACCAACGGGAAAGCAUGGCGAGGCGCACAUGCCGCCACAAUAA
This is a messenger RNA of Penicillium soppii, 1005 nucleotides long. RefSeq lists its product as uncharacterized. Bases 1 to 1005 code for a protein of 334 amino acids. The record is from RefSeq and is a predicted model, not a curated record. The transcript has a single exon. NCBI's taxonomy places the organism in Eukaryota, Fungi, Ascomycota, Eurotiomycetes, Eurotiales, Aspergillaceae.